AUGGAUAAAGAUGGAUCUAAGAAGAAAGGAGAUACUCUUUGGAAACAGGUGAAAAGAAGUGCUGCAAAGCCCUUCCAGAAACCAUCUGGGAAACCAAAAAACCAAGGUAAAGAAAGUUGUAAAAUAAUAUGUUGACAUUCAUGUUUCUUGUAGAUAUUUUUGGAGAUUAAGAACAAUUCCAAGUAGUUAAUACCUACAACGGUCUUUCGGUGGGUCUUUGGAAUUCUGAGGUGGAGUGUUUCUUUCUGCUUGGCUUAGGGGAGCUGAUCCACUGCCCAGUUACUCUGUAGCUCAAUUGUGAAAUUGAUCUGUCGAGCUACAGGUUGUACAGCUGUAAGAUCAGGAUCUUUAAAUAAACGUAACUGUGAAGAAAGUGCUACCUUUUUUAUGACAGCUGCAAACGGCUAGACUUUCUAGUCUUCUGGCCAUCAAGGACAAUACUUGUAAAUCAUAAUAACCAUCAUACAUGUAUAUAAACAUUCCGUGACACAUUAAAGAACCCACACACUGUUAGUUCAGCUGAGAAAAAUUCAAAAAAUGGUUUAUUUUGAAGAUUUAUUUAAAGAUUCAUGAAUCUCCUACAGCAAGACAAAAAGCAUUUGAUCCAGUUCAUUGUCUCCAAAAAAGCAAUUCAUUUAACACAUAAGUUGUGAACAAGACACUGGUGAAAUGACGAAUUAUUUGUUGUUGUAUUUCAAGGUCCAUCUGGAAGGGUUGAGCAAGCUGGCCCAAGCACAAGUUCUGUUACAGGUGAAUAAGAGAUUACUAAUUCAUUGUAUAUGAGAAUCACAACAGCUCCCUGACAGUAACCAGCUACUAAACUUUGUCUUCUAUCUAUUAAUUCUUCAAGGUUCACAGCAGGGAAGUAUCUCCUCCUCUUUUUGGUACCUCUUAUAGAUCUUAAAAAAAUGAAUUUCUUCCAUGCUUACAAAGCAAGAUUCCGAUGGUAGUUUCGAAAACGAAGCACUCGAAAACGAAGACCGAAGCACGAAGCACCCAAAUCUCGAAAACGAAGCACCCAAAACUCGAAAACGAAGCACCCAAAUCUCGAAAACGAAGCACCCUAAAUCGAAAACGAAGACCCCAAAAUCUCAAAAACGAAGCACCCAAAACUCGAAAACGAAGCACCCAAAACUCGAAACCACUGUAGGCUGUACGUCUUGCAUGACGCAAUCCGAAUCAGGUGGAGGCAGCGGAUGCGUCCGCACCUCCAAAGGUCCACAAAAUCCAUCCCAAGGUUUUAUAAGAGCCUGCCAACUGUUUAACUGAACGUUUCUAGAUGGGAUAUAAUGUAUUAAUUUUAUUAUUGGUCUCGCUAUACUUGAUACAUCUUACCUUAAUAUGCUUUUUUUCGGUACACAUGCAUGUUUAUGUAGACUUCAAAACUGUCCGUCAGCAGAUUUUGGCGUAUUCAAGUGCGCGUGAGCAGUAACACAAAAGGUCUGGGCUGAGUUUAUGGGCUGAGUUGCUCAAAGCAUGGUUAGCUUUAACCAUUGGUUAAGCAGUAUCAAAACCAAUACGUUGUCAAGGUAUUAAACGCUGGUUAACGCUAACCAUGCUUCGAGCAACUGGGCCCUGAAAUGAGGCUGAAAACGGAGUGUGAGGCUCGCGCGUAUUACUCUUACGCCACGCUUUACCGACUUCUUUACUGAUUUUGAGAAGGAAAAAAACCCGACUGUUUUGCAGUCUACCAUAUUGGAUAUUUAUGACACUGCGUGAUCAGAUCAGAUCAGAUCCAGGCAGAAUUUGUUCGAGGGUAAUAGCCUGGGAUCAGGCUCUAUGGUGGGGAACAGGAGAAUUUUAAAAUAAAAGGAGCGAAUAAAAAAAAGGAGAGUUAAGCUACUGAGAAGGCGGCCGGUGGGGCGAAGCCUGGAGAUAUGCUUUUUAUGCCACCGAUCCACCCUUAACUACACUAAUUUGCAAAUGGCCUUUCACGAGGAAUGGAAUAGAAAACGCUCAUCAUUUUGUACGGGGAUACUUGCUGUAAUUCCCGAUCCCAUCCACACAAGAAUCAGUACAACUAUACUACCGACAUUCUGCAUUUUUAUUUUUGGCAAAAUGGAACUGGAAGCUCCCUAUUUCUGAAGCCCACCACAGACGCCAAAAGCUGUGCAUAAUUUUCCUUUCUUGACCCUUUUAAAAACAACAGUAACAAAAACAGUAACAGCAAGUUUUCAAGUUUUGGGUGCUUCGUUUUCGAUCUUGGGUGCUUCGUUUUCGAGUUUUGGGUGCUUCGUUUUCGAGAUUUGGGUGCUUCGUUUUCGAGUUUUGGGUGCUUGAGUAGAGUUGAACGGCAUUCGAUUCGUUAUCGAAUACUCGUUAUCGCGCUUGAUUUCUGCUGUAUUUACAUUGGUCUCGUGUUUAUAAAGGACAGACCGGUGUCGAGUUUUUUGGGUGCUUCGUUUUCGAGAUAGGGUGCUUCGUUUUCGAGUUUUGGAUGCUUCGUUUUCGAGAUUUGGGUGCUUCAUUUUCGAGAUUUGGGUGCUUCGUGCUUCGGUCUUCGUUUUCGAGUGCUUCGUUUUCGAAACUACCAGAUUCCGAUACCUUCUGGGGAUACUUUUUGAAUUUUUUAUUUGAUGAGCACCACAGUUGUUUAAUAGGGUAGUAUCUCCUUCUCCCCUGCCUUCCCCAACCACGCCCUGAGGACACUAGUGACCAACUUUACAGGGCUGUCACUAAGGGCCGGGAGGUGUGGAUUUCUCCUGGCUGCUAUGAGCAUGACCCUUGGUUACAUUCAUAGGAAAAUAAAAAUAAAAGGAAAAUAGGACCAAAAGAAUUUUCAGGAUCUUCCAUUCCCUACUCUGAAACUUGAAACCAUAGUGACAGCCUUGAACUCUAACUAGUAAGCUCUCUGCUCUAGUGGCUUUAUGUUCUGGUAUUAGAUCAUUCUAGAACUCUACCCUCUGAUUGGUUGGAAAGGCCCAGGAAAUGAUUUGUUUUGUUUUUUUUCCUGUUUUGAAAAUGUUUUUGAACUGCAACUGCUUACUAGAUCCCUUUCAGAAUCAACUCAGUGUGCAGCUGAAAUCCUGCAUAACCAAGUUUAAAACAUAAAUUUAUUGUCUAAAAUUGUGCACACUGCGACCAGACAUCAUGUAGUGAAUUAAAAUGUCAGUAUCACCCACAAUUCAGUAAAACUUUCAGUCCCAAGACAAGCUGCUCAGUGCUUUUUGUUAUAAAAACUUUAUUAUUCAGACCCAGAAACUAAAAUGUGAGCAGUAAAAAAACUGACAUAUUGAUGAACAGACCCCAAAUACUUUAGAAUAACUGUUGAUAAAUGUCUCGCUUCAAUUUUUAUUCUAUUUUGUUUAACUCACAGACCCAUCAGCAGGGAAACAGCCCUCUAGCUCUACGGCCACUAAGGAGGAGUCACCAGGUACUAUAUAUUAUAUCAAUAAAGCAGAAAUGGUACCAGACAUACAGUAGAUUAAAAACGCUUGCUUGAAUAUGAAAAUGACUUUUAUCGUUUGCUAUAUUGCAAUACAAAAUGAUCUUUAUUGUCACAGUUGUUUAUAUUUAUUUCAGAAAUAAGUAGCAAAGAAGUAUGAAUUGAUACUUCAAGCACCAAAUUCUUUUUCUCAUUCAAUUUUUCUGUUAGAAUUUUGCUGAGGUAUUUUUAACUUGCAUUAAUCCUCAAGGCCAGUUAUAAAAAAUAAGAAUUAUUUUUAGCACUCAACUACAAAUGUCACUAACGGCUUUGGACAGCUAGCCCUCUAUUGGUGUCUCCGCCCUGAACCUCUCUUUGUGGGGUAACGCCCCUUUCAUUUGCUUUACUGAUGCAGUCUUCAAAGACAUUUACAUAUAAAUGUUACUCGACCAUAUUCAUAAUUUGUAAUUGUGAUAAUUAAUGAUUCUUUAUUUAGCUCAUGGUGAAAUUACAUUUUAACUUUUUUAUAAUUGAAAUUUUGUGCUAGGUUAUAACUUUAUAAUAUAAGAGAAAUAAUAAGUGUGAGCUGGGAAGCUAAAUAUACGUAACUGUGAAGAAACUGCUGCCUUUUUUAUGACAGCUGCAAAUGCUUAGACUUUCUAGUCUUCUGGCCAUUAAGGACAAUUAAUACUUGUAAAUCAUAAUAACCAUCAUACAUGUAUAUAAAAAUUCCGUGAGACAUUAAAGAACCCACACACUGUUAGUUCAUAAAGAGCAGGGGACGUGGUCCCUGCAACUCAAGUUCCUGCUGUUUAUAAUGUCGCCAGUAAACACUAAACUUGAGCUUGAACUUGAGUUUGUUUCAUGAGUGCAACCAUGAUAUGGUAUGUCAUGUACACAUUUUGUCACUGGUAUAAAGAUCCCGGUACUCAUUGUUAAAUUAUAUUAAAAUUACAAACAGCUGAGGAAAAUUCAAAAAUGGUUUAUUUUGAAGAUUUAUUAAAAGAUUCAUGAAUCUCCUACAGCAAGACAAAAAGCAUUGUUCCAGUUCAUUGUCUCCAAAAAAGCAAUUCAUUUAACAACAUAGUUGUGAACAAGACACUGGUGAAAUGACGAAUUAUUUGUUGUUGUAUUUCAAGGUCCAUCUGGAAGGGUUGAUCAAGCUGGCCCAAGCACAAGUUCUGUUACAGGUGAAUAAGAGAUUACUAAUUCAUUGCAUAUGAGAAUGACAACAGCUCCCUGACAGUAACCAGCUACUAAACUUUGUCUUCUAUCUAUUAAUUCUUCAAGGUUCACAGCAGGGAAGUAUCUCCUCCUCUUUUUGGUACCUCUUAUAGAUCUUAAAAAUGACCUACAAUGAGCUACUAUGACCGAACAUGUAAUCCCUGUAAUGAGCUAAAAUGAAGAUUUUAGAAAAACAUAAAAUUUUACGCACACAUGUUCCCUGAUAAUUUUUUUUUAUGUUUUUCUAAAAUCUUCAUUUUAGCUCAUUACAGGGAUUACAUGUUCGGUCAUAGUAGCUCAUUGUAGGUCGUUGUAGAUCAUUGUAGGUCAUUGUAGAUCAUUGUAGGUCAUUGUAGGUCAUUGUAGAUCAUUGCAGGUCAUUCCUUGUUUUAGUAACUACGCACUUAGGGCCGGGAGGUGUGGAUUUCCCCUGGCUGCUAUGAGCAUGACCGCUGGUUACUUUAUUCAUAGGAAAUAAAAGGAAAAUAGGACCGAAAGAAUUUCUAGGAUGUUCUAUUCCCUCCUCUGAAACUUGAAACCAUAGUGACAGCCUUGAACUCUAACCAGUAAGCUCUCUGCACUACUGGCUUUAUGUUAUGGCUUUAGAUCAUUCUAGAACUCUACCCUCUGACUGGUUGGAAAGGCCCAGGAAAUAUUUUGGAUUUUUUUUCCUGUUUUAAAAUGUUUUUGAACUGCAAGGGCUUACUAGAUCCCUUACAGAAUCAACUCAGUGUGCAGCUGAAAUCCUGCAUAACCAAGUUUAAAACAUAAAUUUACUGUCUAAAAUUGUGCACACUGGAACCAGACAUCAUUUAGUGAAUUCAAAUGUCAGUAUCACCCACAAUUCAGUAAAAGCUAAGAUGUAAGCUUUCAGUCCCAAGACAAGCUGCUCAGUGCUUUUUGUUAUUGAAACUUUAUUAUUCAGUCCCAGAAAUUAAAAUGUGAGUAGUAAAAAAACUGACAGAUUGAUAAACAUUUUGCCCAAAUGCUUUUGAAUAACCCAGGUUUUAAAUGUCUCACUUCAAUUUCUUUUCUAUUUUGUUUAACUCACAGACCUGUCAGCAGGGAAAGAGCCCUCUAGCUCUGCGGCCACUAAGGAGGUGUCACCAGGUACUAUUAUAUCCAAUAAAGUAGAAAUGGUACCAUUUUCUCAUUCAAUUUUUCUUUUAGAAUUUUGCUAAGGUAUUUUUAACCUACGUUAAUCCUCGAAGGCCAUUUAGAAAAAAAUAAGAAUUAUUUUAAGCACUCAACCACAAAUGUCACUAAUGGCUUUGGACAGGUACCCCUCUAUGGGCGUGUCCUCCCUGAACCUCUCUUUGUGGGGUAACACCCCUUUACACUUGCUUUACUGAUGCAGUCUUCAAAGACAUUUACAUAUAAAUGUUACUUGGCCAAGGCGGCCAUCCUGCCAUAUUCAUAAUUUGUGAUUGUAAUAAUUAAUGAUUCUUUAUUUAGCUCUCGGUGAAAUCACAUUUUUAACUUUUUUAUAACUGAAAUUUGUGCUAGGUUAUAACUUUAUAAUAUAAGAGAAAUAAUAAGUGCGAGCUGGAAAGCUAAAUAUACUGUUAGAUUUUCUAGUUAGCUCCCCAUCCAAUUAAAGUAAGUGUGUAAGCAGGUCUUCUAUCUAUUAAUUCUUCAAGGUUCACAGCAGGGAAGUAUCUCCUCCUUUUUUUGAUACCUCUUAUAGAGCUUAAAAUGAAUUUCUUCCAUGCUGACAAAGCAAAAUUCUGGCACCUUUUAGGGAUACGUUUGCAUUUUUUAUUUGACUAGCACUUCAGUUGUUUAAUAGGGAAGUUUCUCCUCCCCCCACCCCCUCCCCCCCCCAACUCCCACCAAGCCCUGAUGACACUAGCAAACAACUUUACAGGGCCAUCACUAAGGGCCUGCAACUUGAACUGCAACUGCUUACCAGAUGCCUUUCAGAAUCAACUCGGUAUGCAGCAGAAAUCCUGCAUAACCAAGUUUGAAACACAAACUGCGACCAGACAUCAUUUAGUGAAUUAAAUGUCAGUAUCACCCAUGUAAGCUUCCAGUCCCAAGAGAAGCUGCUCAGUGCUUUUUGUUAUUGAAAUGUUAUUAUUCAGACCCAGAAACUAAAAUGUGUGUAGUAAAAGAACUGACAGAUUGAUGAACAUCCCCAAAUACUUUUGAAUAACUGUUGUUUUAAAUGUCUCACUUCAAUUUUUAUUCUAUUAUUUUUGUUUAACUCACAGACCUGUCAGCAGAGAAACAGCCCUCUAGCUCUACGGCCACUAAGGAGGAGUUACCAGGUACUAUUAUGUCCAAUGAAGCAGAAAUGGUACCAGACAUACAGUAGAUUUAUACUUUUGAAUAACUGUUGUUUUAAAUGUCUCACUUCAAUUUUUAUUCUAUUUUGUUUAACUCACAGACCUGUCAGCAGGGAAACAGCCCUCUUGCUCUAUGGCCACUAAGGAGGAGUUACCAGGUACUAUUAUAUCCAAUAAAGCAGAAAUGGUACCAGACAUACAGUAGAUUAAAAACGCUUACUUUCAUAUCAAAAUGACUUUUAUCGUUUGUUAUAUUGCAAUACAAAAUGAUCUUUAUUGUCGCAGUUGUUUAUAUUUAUUUCCGAAAUAAGUAGCAAAGAAGAAGUAUGAUGUGAUACUUCAAGCAUCAAAUUCUUUUUUCUCAUUCAAUUUUUCUGUUAGAAUUUUGCUGAGGUAUUUUUAACCUGUGUUAAUCCUCUAGGCUAGGCCAGUUAUUGAAAAAAAAGAAUUAUUUUAAGCACUCAAUCACAAACAUCACUAACGGUUUUGGAGAGGUAGCCCUCUAUUGGUGUCUCCUCCCUGAACCUCUCUUUGUGGGGUAACGCCCCUUUCACUUGCUUUACUGAUGCAGUCUUCAAAGGCAUUUACAUUAAUAAAUGUUACUCGGCCAAGGCUGCCCAUUCUGCCAUAUUCAUAAUUUGUAAUUGUAAUAAUUAAUGGUUAUUUAUUUAGCUCACGGUGAAAUUACAUUUUUAACUUUUUUAUAACUGAAAUUUGUGCUAGGUUAUAACUUUUUAAUACAAGAGAAAUAAUAAGUGCGAGCUGUGAAGCUAAAUAUACGUAACUGUGAAGAAGGUGCUAUCUUUUUUAUGACAGCUGCAAAUGGUUAGACUUUCUAGUCUUCCGGCCAUUAAGGACAAUAUAUAAUUGUAAAUCAUAAUAACCAUCAUACCUGUAUAUAAACAUUCUGUAAGACAUUAAAUAACCACACAUUGUUAGUUCAUAAAGAGCAGGGAAAGUGGUCCCUGCAACUCAAGUUCCAGCUGCUGUUUAUAAUGUUGCCAGUAAACACUAAACUUGAACUUGAACUUGAGUUUGUUUCAUGAGUGCAACCAUGGUAUGGUAUGUCAUGUACACAUUUUGUCAUUGGUAUAAAGAUGCUGGUACUCAUUGUUAACUUAUAUUAAAAUUACAAACAGCUGAGGAAAAUUCAAAAAAUGGUUUAUUUUGAAGAUUUAUUAAAAGAUUCAUGAAUCUCCUACAGCAAGACGAAAAGAAUUUGAUCCAGUUCAAAAAAACAAUUCAUUUAACAACAUAAGUUGUGAACAAGACACUGGUGAAAUGACUAAUUAUUUCUUGUUGUAUUUCAAGGUCCAUCUAUAUCUGGAAGGGUUGAGCAAGCUGGCCCAAGCACAAGUUUUGAUACAGGUGAAUAAGAGAUUACUAAUUCAUUGUAUAUGAGAAUCACAACAGCUCCCUGACAGUAACCAGUUACUAAACUUUGUCUUCUAUCUAUUAAUUCUUCAAGGUUCACAGCAGGGAACUAUGUCCUCCUCUUUUUGGUACCUCUUAUGGAUCUUAAAAAACUGAAUUUCUUCCAUGCUGACAAACUAAGAUUCUGAUACCUUCUGGGGAUACUUUGGAAUUUCUAUUUAACUAGCACCAUAGUUGUUUAAUAGGGUAGUAUAUCCUUCUCUACCCUGCCCCCGCUCCCCUCACCAUGCCCUGACGAUACUAGUGACCAACUUUACAGGGCUGUCACUAAGGGCCGGGAGGCGUGGAUUUCCCCUGGCUGCUAUGAGCAUGACCCCUGGUUACUUUAUUCAUAGGAAAUAAAAGGAAAAUAGAAAGAAUUUCCAGGAUGUUCUAUUCCCUGCUCUGAAACUUGAAACCACAGUGACAGCCUUGAACUCUAACCAGUAAGCUCUCUGCUCUACUGGCUUUAUGUUCUGGUUUAAGAUCUUUCUAGAACUCUGCCCUCUGAUUGGUUGGAAAGGCCCAGGAAAUAUUUUGCUUUUUUUUUCCUGUUUUGAAAAUGUUUUUAAGCUGCUACUGCUUACUUAGAUCCCUUUCAGAAUCAACUCAGUGUACAGCUGAAAUCCUGCAUAACCAAGUUUAAAACAUAAAUUUAUUGUCUAAAAUUGUGCACACUGCAACCAGACAUCAUUUAGUGAAUUAAAAGUCAGUAUCACCCACAAUUCAGUAAAAGCUAAGAUGUAAGCUUUCAGUCCCAAGACAAGCUGCUCAGUGCUUUUUGUUAUUGAAACUUUAUUAUUCAGUCCCAGAAAUUAAAAUGUGAGUAGUAAAAAAACUGACAGAUUGAUAAACAUUUUGCCCAAAUGCUUUUGAAUAACCCAGGUUUUAAAUGUCUCACUUCAAUUUCUUUUCUAUUUUGUUUAACUCACAGACCUGUCAGCAGGGAAAGAGCCCUCUAGCUCUGCGGCCACUAAGGAGGUGUCACCAGGUACUAUUAUAUCCAAUAAAGUAGAAAUGGUACCAUUUUCUCAUUCAAUUUUUCUUUUAGAAUUUUGCUAAGGUAUUUUUAACCUACGUUAAUCCUCGAAGGCCAUUUAGAAAAAAAUAAGAAUUAUUUUAAGCACUCAACCACAAAUGUCACUAAUGGCUUUGGACAGGUACCCCUCUAUGGGCGUGUCCUCCCUGAACCUCUCUUUGUGGGGUAACACCCCUUUACACUUGCUUUACUGAUGCAGUCUUCAAAGACAUUUACAUAUAAAUGUUACUUGGCCAAGGCGGCCAUCCUGCCAUAUUCAUAAUUUGUGAUUGUAAUAAUUAAUGAUUCUUUAUUUAGCUCUCGGUGAAAUCACAUUUUUAACUUUUUUAUAACUGAAAUUUGUGCUAGGUUAUAACUUUAUAAUAUAAGAGAAAUAAUAAGUGCGAGCUGGAAAGCUAAAUAUACUGUUAGAUUUUCUAGUUAGCUCCCCAUCCAAUUAAAGUAAGUGUGUAAGCAGGUCUUCUAUCUAUUAAUUCUUCAAGGUUCACAGCAGGGAAGUAUCUCCUCCUUUUUUUGAUACCUCUUAUAGAGCUUAAAAUGAAUUUCUUCCAUGCUGACAAAGCAAAAUUCUGGCACCUUUUAGGGAUACGUUUGCAUUUUUUAUUUGACUAGCACUUCAGUUGUUUAAUAGGGAAGUUUCUCCUCCCCCCCCCCCCCCCCCCCCCCCCCCCCCCCCCACCCCCCACCACCCCUACAAACAACCUUCCAAGGCCCCCCCCAACGCCCUCCCAACUCAACCUUUAACGCUUCACCACAGCCUUUCCCAAACAAACCCGGAUGACNUGUUGUUUUAAAUGUCUCACUUCAAUUUUUAUUCUAUUAUUUUUGUUUAACUCACAGACCUGUCAGCAGAGAAACAGCCCUCUAGCUCUACGGCCACUAAGGAGGAGUUACCAGGUACUAUUAUGUCCAAUGAAGCAGAAAUGGUACCAGACAUACAGUAGAUUUAUACUUUUGAAUAACUGUUGUUUUAAAUGUCUCACUUCAAUUUUUAUUCUAUUUUGUUUAACUCACAGACCUGUCAGCAGGGAAACAGCCCUCUUGCUCUAUGGCCACUAAGGAGGAGUUACCAGGUACUAUUAUAUCCAAUAAAGCAGAAAUGGUACCAGACAUACAGUAGAUUAAAAACGCUUACUUUCAUAUCAAAAUGACUUUUAUCGUUUGUUAUAUUGCAAUACAAAAUGAUCUUUAUUGUCGCAGUUGUUUAUAUUUAUUUCCGAAAUAAGUAGCAAAGAAGAAGUAUGAUGUGAUACUUCAAGCAUCAAAUUCUUUUUUCUCAUUCAAUUUUUCUGUUAGAAUUUUGCUGAGGUAUUUUUAACCUGUGUUAAUCCUCUAGGCUAGGCCAGUUAUUGAAAAAAAAGAAUUAUUUUAAGCACUCAAUCACAAACAUCACUAACGGUUUUGGAGAGGUAGCCCUCUAUUGGUGUCUCCUCCCUGAACCUCUCUUUGUGGGGUAACGCCCCUUUCACUUGCUUUACUGAUGCAGUCUUCAAAGGCAUUUACAUUAAUAAAUGUUACUCGGCCAAGGCUGCCCAUUCUGCCAUAUUCAUAAUUUGUAAUUGUAAUAAUUAAUGGUUAUUUAUUUAGCUCACGGUGAAAUUACAUUUUUAACUUUUUUAUAACUGAAAUUUGUGCUAGGUUAUAACUUUUUAAUACAAGAGAAAUAAUAAGUGCGAGCUGUGAAGCUAAAUAUACGUAACUGUGAAGAAGGUGCUAUCUUUUUUAUGACAGCUGCAAAUGGUUAGACUUUCUAGUCUUCCGGCCAUUAAGGACAAUAUAUAAUUGUAAAUCAUAAUAACCAUCAUACCUGUAUAUAAACAUUCUGUAAGACAUUAAAUAACCACACAUUGUUAGUUCAUAAAGAGCAGGGAAAGUGGUCCCUGCAACUCAAGUUCCAGCUGCUGUUUAUAAUGUUGCCAGUAAACACUAAACUUGAACUUGAACUUGAGUUUGUUUCAUGAGUGCAACCAUGGUAUGGUAUGUCAUGUACACAUUUUGUCAUUGGUAUAAAGAUGCUGGUACUCAUUGUUAACUUAUAUUAAAAUUACAAACAGCUGAGGAAAAUUCAAAAAAUGGUUUAUUUUGAAGAUUUAUUAAAAGAUUCAUGAAUCUCCUACAGCAAGACGAAAAGAAUUUGAUCCAGUUCAAAAAAACAAUUCAUUUAACAACAUAAGUUGUGAACAAGACACUGGUGAAAUGACUAAUUAUUUCUUGUUGUAUUUCAAGGUCCAUCUAUAUCUGGAAGGGUUGAGCAAGCUGGCCCAAGCACAAGUUUUGAUACAGGUGAAUAAGAGAUUACUAAUUCAUUGUAUAUGAGAAUCACAACAGCUCCCUGACAGUAACCAGUUACUAAACUUUGUCUUCUAUCUAUUAAUUCUUCAAGGUUCACAGCAGGGAACUAUGUCCUCCUCUUUUUGGUACCUCUUAUGGAUCUUAAAAAACUGAAUUUCUUCCAUGCUGACAAACUAAGAUUCUGAUACCUUCUGGGGAUACUUUGGAAUUUCUAUUUAACUAGCACCAUAGUUGUUUAAUAGGGUAGUAUAUCCUUCUCUACCCUGCCCCCGCUCCCCUCACCAUGCCCUGACGAUACUAGUGACCAACUUUACAGGGCUGUCACUAAGGGCCGGGAGGCGUGGAUUUCCCCUGGCUGCUAUGAGCAUGACCCCUGGUUACUUUAUUCAUAGGAAAUAAAAGGAAAAUAGAAAGAAUUUCCAGGAUGUUCUAUUCCCUGCUCUGAAACUUGAAACCACAGUGACAGCCUUGAACUCUAACCAGUAAGCUCUCUGCUCUACUGGCUUUAUGUUCUGGUUUAAGAUCUUUCUAGAACUCUGCCCUCUGAUUGGUUGGAAAGGCCCAGGAAAUAUUUUGCUUUUUUUUUCCUGUUUUGAAAAUGUUUUUAAGCUGCUACUGCUUACUUAGAUCCCUUUCAGAAUCAACUCAGUGUACAGCUGAAAUCCUGCAUAACCAAGUUUAAAACAUAAAUUUAUUGUCUAAAAUUGUGCACACUGCAACCAGACAUCAUUUAGUGAAUUAAAAGUCAGUAUCACCCACAAUUCAGUAAAAGCUAAGAUGUAAGCUUUCAGUCCCAAGACAAGCUGCUCAGUGCUUUUUGUUAUUGAAACUUUAUUAUUCAGUCCCAGAAAUUAAAAUGUGAGUAGUAAAAAAACUGACAGAUUGAUAAACAUUUUCCCCAAUUAUACUUUUGAAUAACCCAUGUUUUAAUAAUAAUAAUAAUAAUAAUAAUAAUAAUAAUAAUAAUAAUAACCUUUAUUUUAAGAGGGUGACACCUAUUACUAUGAAGUAUUCUCCCUAGUGGCCCUCUAAAAACAAAAAUUGAUAAUAAUAAAUUACAACAAUCACGAUAAAAAACGUAUUUACAAAUAGUAAUUAUAAUAAAAGAUCUUAAGAAUUCCAGUUUUCUCCCUCCCUAGUGGCCCUCUAAAAAAAACAUUGAUAACAAUAAAAUUACAUUAAUCAUGAUAAAAAGCCUAUUUAUAAAUGGUUUUUAUAAUAAAAGGUUCUUAAAAAUUCUGAAGAUUGAAAAAUUGAGAGAUGUUAAAAACGGAAGUGAAUACAUUGGUAAAAAAGGGAAUCCAAUCUACAAUGAUAUUAAAAAAAAAUAAGUACGGAUUUAUAAAAGUCAGAAUAAAUUUUUUAACUUUAAAAUUGUCCACCGUAUAGUUUGAGGCGGGUUAAAUGUCUCACUUCAAUUUCUUUUCUAUUUUGUUUGCAGUCUUCAAAGACAUUUAGAUAUAAAUGUUACUCGGCCAAGGCUGCCCAUCCCCCCAUAUUCAUAAUUUGUAGUUGUAAUAAUUAAUAAUUCUUUCUUUAGCUUAUGGGCAAAUUACAUUUUUAACUUUUUUAUAACUGAAAUUUGUGCUAGGUUAUAACUUUAUAAUAUGGGAGAAAUUAUAAGUGCGAGCUGGGAAGCUAAAUAAACGGUUAGAUUUUCUAGUUAGCUCCCCAUCCAAUUAAAGUCAGUGUGUAAGCAGGUGGAAAAGAAGAAAAUAGAAUAGAUAACUGAAUUAAUAAAUUAAAUUAAUAAAGAGCAUUCCUUCUACGUUUGACCGUCGUAUUUAUAUUCCUACCCUAUAUUCUGGUGUUUUAGAGCCCUGAUACCUACAUGCACUGUUACUUACAUUUUUGUUGGUGUAUCAUGAGUUGAGGAUAAUUCAAGUUGUUUUAAAAUAUGGAAAUUUUAUUUGUAUUUGGUGAUCUGAUCAGUUUAUAUAAAUGAGGGCCUAUAUUUUGUGCGUCAACUACCUCCCUUUAACUUUCCUCGCCUAUUAAGGUAUCAAGUUAUUAACGAACAAUUCUUUAAAAAAGGGAACGUAAAAUUUUCUUUGACAGAUUCUGUCUGCCUCGAGGAGUGCCAGAAACAGCUGCGAUCAAUUUAUGAAACCAACAGCAAAGUCAAAAUCGUUCCGUGGGACCAAAGCUCUGCCGUUCAUAUCGAUGAAAUUUACACCCAGUUGUCUUGGCUUAUGGAUGAGAAGAAGCCCAGCGGAGUAACACAGACGGAAAUUGAACACUAUACCGACAUUUUUGACGGCGGAAGACCUAAUCACACGCCCAAGCGCAUUUUGGUUCACGGACGACCAGGUAUCGGCAAGACCGUUUUUACGCAGAAAGCUACAUUCGACUGGUCCCAGCACAGAUUUGAAGGAAAGUUAGGAAGAUUUGAUCUCGUACUUUUGGUCAAAUUACGCGAUGUUUGUAACCUCAACGAUGUCCCAGCCAUUCUUAGCGCUGCUAAUCUUCUUGCGAGUGAUGGCCCAAUUUCCACUGACAACCUGUAUGAUUACGUUCGUUACCACCAAGAAAAAGUGUUGCUUAUUUUGGACGGCUACGAUGAAUACGUACACAGCGCAGCAAGCCAAUCAUCUGUCCUUCAAAUCUGGGAGAAAAAGCAGCUGAGGGAUUGUUGUGUUAUUAUAACGUCUAGAGACAUGAAAGCAGAGGGAUUGAAAAGUUCCAGCGAUGCUCAAUUUGAGAUCGACGGUUUUGACCACAGGCGACAAGAAGAGUUCGCUCGUAGAUUCUUGAAAGAUGAUCAAGAUAUUGCAGAGUUUUUUAAAUACUUGUGGCAACAAGACCUUCAAGAUGUAGCAAAAAUACCUAUUUUACUUUUAAUGUUGUUGUUAGUUUGGAAAGAAAAGGAUCGUGAAGGACUACCUUCAUCACGGGUGAAGGUGUACUUUCAGUUUCUACAGACUAUGUUUAAUCAUAUGUCUGAAAAACAAAAAAAGCCGGCGGUAAAAGUUGACGACCACAAAAAAGAACUCUGUAAAGUAGGAGAACUAGCCUUUGACGCACUUCUACAAGAUUUACUUUAUUUUCCUCUCAGUAAACUGCCGGAUCCCGUUUUGAUUGAGAAACUGAUCGAGGUCGGGUUGUUUCAGCUUCUAAACAUGUCCGCUCUUAACCCGUGCAAAGCCGUGUACUUCAUUCAUAAAUCCAUGCAGGAGUUUUUGGCUUCUUUAUUUCUAAAAGAAAAACUGUUAUCUCAAGAAAGUAAAAACAAUUCCCUUUUCAAAGUCGACUCCAUUGAAAAGAUCUUCAAGUUGAAUGAAGUUUUUAAAUUUACUGCUGAAAUGUCAGAAGAAGCCGCGCGCGAGAUCUUGAUUCAUCUGUUGGGAAUGGCGGCGAAGGAAGACGGAGAGUACAGCUUCGACAACCAAGCACCGUCAGUCGAAGAUUUGUCAGAAACACAAAAAAAUCUUUUAACUAUAUGUACACAGUUAUUCUUCUACUGCUCAGCAGACACGAGAACAGAACUUUUCCCCACUUUUCUUUCUAAUCUGGGAGGUGUUUUGUUCAUUUUAAAUCCUGAGCAGCUGAAUAUUGCAGCAAAGGAAAAUUUUGUUAAAACUACCGCUUCACUUAUGUACAUAUUUUUCUCUGAAAGCGAUACAGAGCAAAGUUAUAAUAAUUUAAUAACUUUAGCACAGCAAUUAAACGCUGUUAUAGUUAGUAGAACAGGAGAACAGAAAGCAUCAGAAUUUUUGAAUGUAUUUCCAUGGCGUAGUGUUGGCGAGUUUUUUUUAAUGAAAGAAGAAAACAACACUCACCUUUAUUUUACUAAUAUUGUAAAAGCUUCCUGGAGAGGCAUUUCUUCUCUUCCAUAUAAAAUGGAAAAGACGUUAAUUAGUUUAGAAGAGACAACAAAGAAGACAAACAUGAAUGGUGAUGAGUCAAGUGAAGAGAGCAGCAGCAGCUGUUGUUCAAAGCGUCAUGGUCUCUCCAGGGUUUGGGGGAUUGAAGCUCUUGAUGUGAACAGGUCAGAAGUGGAACUGAUGAUUGAGAUCAUGCCGUUUAUCACCGCUCCACACGUGAUAUGGGUUUGGGGUGAACACCGUGAAGUGUUUGAUGCUGAGGUAACAGAGUCUCUACUGAGGAGCAUCCCAAUAACACACAAACUGGAGAGAUUAGCACUCUCUUAUAUUAAUGUAACAUCAUCACCUGCUGUGGAGUUUAUCAACAGAGUAUUCAAACAAGAUCUUCCAAACUUGAAGUGGCUCAACAUGUCAGAGAAUCCUCUUCUGGGUGAAGGAGUCGACAGCUUGAUAAAACAUCUCAGCUGCGCUCCUCACCUGGAGACACUGGAUCUUCAAUCUGUGAAGAUGACUCCACAGCAGGUGAUGAAUCUCACAUCAGCUGUACAGCAGCACGGAAACAACACUAGACUGUGGUCAUCCUACCACGUAAGUUUUCCAAUUUUAUCGCAAUUUGUUUCUUUAUUCUUUGUUUACAGUUUAUUUCUACUCAGCUCUUGCCUUUCGCCAUUUUCCUUUCUUUGUCAUUUUUAUACUCGACAAAAAACGAGAUUUGCUUUUGAAAUCAAAUCACAAACUUUAGCAGAUUCAAAGAAUCAUUUCAAAUUCAUUUCUUUCAACUGAUUAAACUAACUCCAUAAAAUGUUUUCACUGAGAACGUUAAGAACAAGUAACUUUAGCUGAUAUUAAAACAUGGAGUUGAACACAAAAGGAGAAAUUUCGUAUCUUCAAGCAGCCAUAAGAUGAUAUUAUUGGGUAAAAACAAGAACUUUUAGCAAAACAAAAGCACAUAAUUUCCACAGUAUUAAUUUCUGAAUCAGUUUUAAUUCAUACCUUUUCAUAAAAUAACAAACAACAAUCAUAAAAGCAAAUGAAAGAUGUUCAGUUCAUGUUCAAUUCAAACAAAUGAGCAAAGAGUAAACACAUUGAACUCACAGUUUCACAUUUAUCGUCCAGGGCUCCUAUAAAAUCAGUUUAAGUCAAGUGAAGUUCCUUUGAAAGUCCAAAAAACAAACAAGUCUUUUAUAGCUGUUCUUUUGUUAGUUCUUGAGCGUUCCUUUGGUAAAUACUGGUCCUUGCAGUUCGGUGAAGCGUUGGUUUUUGAAAUAACAACCCGCACAAAAAAAUUGUAUCUUUGAGACAACGGUUGAAAGCAACACCAAAAAAAUUUUCCUUACAGGUAAACACUUCGCUGUUCUCCACUGUAUAGCAUAAGUGUCCAUUGCAUGAUUUUCAUCGCGUAAAUAGCAUGAGCUUGUUUUCAAUUUUCAAAGAACACUCGCCAUACAAAUCAAAUCCUGCGGAGCUUUGGGCUUUCGUGAAAUAUCCUUAUAAAUGAUGUUUCCUUGAGCUUCGAACAACUCCUUAGCAUAUCCCUGAGGAAAAAGAGAUGAAUCCCUGUCUUAUGUAACAUUUCCUUGAUGUUUUCUUAUUCAAUUUUGAGUUCAUCCUGAACAGUUUGCCGUUGAAGAGCGAACUGAACAAACUACAAAAACAACAAACGAUGUCAUUCAAAGCCUGGUGACGUGGCGGCAGCUGAUUGGUUAAAUCCACCUCGGAUGAUUUUUCACGUGAUGACAUUUUCCCGCCUUUCGUUUCAUUACGUAACAAAUUCCCGCCCGAAAAAAAAUCACUGUGAUCAGCGAAUUUUGUAAGGCUGAAUGUAUUUUCAAAAGAAAAAAAAAAGGAUUUGCUAAUUUUGAUUUUGAUUCCACUAUUUUGAAUGCGAAUUUCUUGUACGUGCGCCUUGUGUUUCUCUUUCCAAUGCCGCCGAGGGGGGAGAGGUACAGGGGGGUAAGUCUCCCUCCUCCCUAAAAUUGGUUUAAAAAUUGGCGACGGGUAACACUCGUUUCUUGAACUUAGUCGUAAAGGAAGUUUUUGACCUUCAGCGCUUCACCUCUACACCAACCGCAUACCACACAAAGAAGGCGUGACCACCGUGUGUCUAGUGCUGUUCUGGCCUCUCUCUCUCUCUCUCUCCAUGUCACGCAACGCGGGAGAGAGAGGGUCCUCCCCCACAUCCCUUAUGAUCACGCAAGAGAAGUCAAAAUCUUCGCUAGGAAAACCUUCUCUCAGCAAAUAAGUUUGUCAGUUGUUGUUAACACAUUAACCUUGUGCUCGUAUAAUUUUUGACAAGGUGCCGGCUUCGAAUCCUGCUUAGUACCCUUUCUUUUUUCCCUGUCUUUCUCCUUUUUCUUUCGGUUUCUUUUUUGUUUUGUUUGCUUAUUUGUUUUGUUGUUGUUGUUUGUUAAAUAUAUACCUUCUAGAACAAAGAUAGUAUAUUCAUGGAUAAACAAUCUGAAUUUCUAUCGUUUCCUACAAUUUUCAUUUCUUUUUUAUUGCAAUAUAUUCUACAAAACUAAAACAGUAGCCACAUGCAGUCAUUAACUGCCUUUUAUUAUUUAGGCCAAGUUUUGACUGUUGAUCUUUGCUUUCGGCACGCGAGGCCUUUUUUGAACUUAGUACAUCUUGUCAAAGUUGUUUUCAUAGUAACAAUUGUCUUUCGUUGGUCACUGUAAUCGCAUGGGACUUAAAAUGAAGGUUUUGAAAUGUGUACACGUCCACCUACUUUACUAAAACUGAUGGAGAUGAGUAGUUUUGCUGAGUAUUGUUUUGUAUUUUGUUGCAGGAUCAUAAAGGAAACCUCAAACCUGAACAUGAAUGGCCAUCAGAGAACUACUGGAAAAGUCGGUACCCUCGCCUUUUUCGUAAUUCAUCACCUGAAUCGACGCAUGAACAGGAGCAGGUUAGUCAUCACUCAACUAUUUUUGUGAAAGUUUAUUUAUUAAAUAUUUAGUAAGACUUUCAGCGUUUGUGUGAACAGUUCAAUUUAGGGGUUUUCUGUCCGUCAGAGAUAAUCAAAGACGCUCAAGAGCCUUCGUUUAUAAGUCUCCAUUACGGAGGAUUUCCGAGUUGGUGAUAUUGAGUUAGUUUGUAAUACAGUAAAUACCCGCGUGUAAGAACCUAGUGGCUUAAUAACCUGCUGGCAGAAAUUUGCUUCUUUAAUACCUAAUAAUAUAAGAACCAGGUUGGCCAAACGAGAUCAGGCAGGUUCUUACAUAUGGGUUACAGUUAAAAUAAUAAGCUUAUUUAUCAUCUAAAAAAGAGAUUGAACAGGAACAGGUUAGUCACCAGCUUCGCUUGUUUAAGUUUAUGCAUCAGUCAUUUGAAACUCCGGCCCCCCGACCCCCGGGACUUAGCGGGGAAUUUAACAUUAACACCGCUAAUUUCCCCGCUCCCCGGGCCAAGUAGUUUGUUAAAAGCCCCGUAUAGCAGGGAAUUGGUAAAGUGUAGUUCUAGGCUCGAUUUCAACCGCCCUGUCCGAUCUGGUAUUCUGUAUUUCUGAAACUUCAAACCAUCGGACCUGUUAAUAGAAACUCUCGAUUGCGUUCCUUCAAAUUCAUGAAAAAUGUUGCCCUGGGUGCCAGAGGAUGUUUUUCUUACCUAAUUCCUGAGAACGGACCUCUAAAGCCACUGUCGAAAAAUGUGAUUAGAUGGCUUACGAAAAAGUAACUUCUGUAUGGUAUACUUGUAAGGGCGAGGGAUCUUAAGCGAAACCGGCGGGGCAGGGGUACUUCCUUAUACAGGCCAUUUAGGUACAGUCAACUCUCGCCUUGCGAACACCCCGAUAAUACAGACAGCAGCUAAAUUCCCCGGCAAAACAUAUUACAGACGUUUGACUUAAAUAAACUCCCGCUCUUACGGACUCUCGCUAAUGAGGACACUAAUUUGAGGUCCCGACAGUGUCCGCUAUAAAGCGCCGGUUAACUGUAUUUCUGACAUAAUUUCUGCCUAAAUGUCAGGGCUGAAAACGGGUGUGGAUUUUAGAGGUCAGGUGUGAAAAAAGGUGUGGAAAAUGACACUUUUUGGUCUGAAAUAGGGUCAGGAUUUGGAGAACUAGGCGGCACACCCCCACCGAGAAUUACCCGGAGUACCCUCUGGGAUGCGAAACAGCUCUGUCUUUCUCCACUUUUCUAAUCGUGAAAGUAAUGGGAGAGGAACCGGGAAACUUAGCGCUUUUGGGAUUAAUUUAUCGUCGUUUACGUACGAGGUGAACAAAUGAGACUUAAAUAAUAAUAAUAAUAAUCAACUUUAUUUAACGAGGGUAACACGGGACAGUACUUCAACUGAAUAACUAGUGGCCCUCAAACUAAAUUGUAAAACAAAAAUUAAGUAACAAAAUACAUAUCGUUAAAGAAAAAGAACUAUAAAUAUAUAUAUGAAUAACAUUAAAAAGAGUAAAAACUAUAUUACAAUUAAAAUAUCCUUACAAUGAAUAUCUACAAACUAUAAUUACAAUAAGAAUGCAGUUAAGAUGGGUCAAGCGAGAGGAAGGUUGUGAAAUGCCGGAUUAGCAUAAAACUAAGAAAUAAAAUUAAGUUUCACUUAAGCUAAAAUGAUCAACGUCAUUGUAUCUCGUUAAAAAGUGACUAUAAAUAGCCUUUCUAAAUGAGGUUACACAUGUUUGUUAAUGGGCAGAGAGUUCCAGAGCCUGGUCGCGGACACGCUAAAAGUUCUCCCUCCCUCAGAUUCACGAUUAUAUCUGGGGCAGACGAGGUUUAAGGCACUCUACCGCCCACUGCGUGUGUGUAAAUCUGCAUUGCAUUUAAGAAGGUCAUACAUGUAGCUUGGGCAGUUUCCUUGAAGGCGCUUAAGGACUAGCGAACACUUAUUGACUUUAGCUUCGUCAUAAAAUGGGAGCCACCCUAAUUUUUUGAAGUCGUUGUAAGGCAACGCUCGACCAAUGUGUAGGACGUUCUAUAUACUUUCUUUCUCUGUCUGACACUAAAGCAACCUGUUUUGGGCCUUCCUGCCUUGUUUCUCCUAUCUUUUAAUAUUAUCAUUCUCUGCGGCAUCAUCUCUCUUCUGCCGCCAUACAAACUUUGGGAAACGAGGCUUUUCCUUUGGUCACUCAUGUUAAAUUCCCGCUUCCGAAAAUUCGUAUUACUGUUUGAUCCCCGCUGAUGAGAUGGGUAAAACAGGUACCGGGGCGAACAUGUUAAAUGUGCGUUAAAUCCCGGCAUUGGCCGCGUUAAAUCCCCGCUAUCUCCCGCCAUGCCGCUGGGGUCGGGGGGCCGGGGUUGUAGUUAACUAAUGCAUUAUUUACUUUAUUUAGUUUUAUUUUCUGUCCGUCAGAGAUAAUCAAACACACUUUGGAGCCUUCGUUAAUUAGCGUCUUUUACUGAAGAUUUCCGAGUUGGCAGUAGUUAAUCUUGGCAGUUACGUUAAAAGGUUUUAAAUUGAGAACCCGGGAAUUAAGAAUAGUUUUAUUUUAUUGUUGCAGGCUAUUCCAAGGAACCGCUUGCUUUCACCUGGAUCGCCUGAUCUCUUUUCUGAUUCAUCAUCUGAAUCAGAGGUGGAACUGAAGCAGGUUAGUUAUCCACUUCUUUUGUUUAAGUUCAUUCAUUUUAUCUUUGUUCUGUUUCAUCUAAGUUUCUGUUUCCCUUGAACUAAAUUGAUUUCGGGUUCUGUUAAAAAUAAACUACAGACAAAAAUUGGCUGCUGUUCUCUCGCAGGUCGCACUCAAUUGAUUUUAGGCCAAAAGUAGAAUGUUUUCCUACUAUUAGCCUGAAUUUCAUCCGAUUACUUCGAGUCGUUAUUACUCCCUCAGUGUUGUUGAGAGGAGAAAACGACUCGAAGCAAUCGGAUGAAUUUCAGGCUAUCCCACUAUAUGAAUGCUUGGAACAGACUAGCCAAUAGAGACUUUUGCCUUGGAAAAAAUAGAUUCCCUUUUUAAGCUUUUUAGGGAAGAUAUCACUGACAUUUUGUGCCAAGCAGACCUAUUGACUUUUGAAAAAAAGUUUUGUUUAACAUUUGGUAGAUCAACAGAUAAAUUAGAAACACACACCAUAUCUAUGAUUUAAAAAAGGAGUUCGCUUUGUUCUCGUAACUCCGAUGAUAAGUCCAGUCACUAAUAUAAGGGUUUCACACCUUGUAAUUAUCUCACCCCUUCAGCAGAACUCCGUUCCCGGCUGAAUUUUCCCAUCAGACACUGUACUUCUUAUUAGGCCAAGUAUUGAUUAAAUGAUCUACACAGUCGGUACGCGCGGCCUGUUUUGAAUUUAGUACAUCUUGUCAAAGUUUUUGUCAACCCGGCACCCCUUUUUUCGUUGCUCACUUAAAAUAUCCUUUGUUUAUGUUCUGUAAUCCCAUUGUACCUAAAUGAAGGCCUUGAAACGUGUACACGUCCAAAUUUACCUCAAGGAGGUGGAUGGUUUUAAGUAUUGUUUUGUAUUUUUUAAGGGAGUUUAACUUUGUUUAAAUUUAUUUACUUUAUUUUACUGUAUUUCAUCCUAAACGAAAAUAUUAUUAAGACUUUUAGUGUUUCUGUCCGCCGGAGAUAAUCAAACACACUCGAAAGCUUUUGUUUAUAGUAAGGCCUCUACAUUGCAAGUCUUACAAUGAUUUCCAACACUGAACACUGAAUUCAUUCCCCUAAAAUCCUGAAAUACUGCAACGAAAUUCUUCCAUAUAAUAUCUUUCCUUCCGACGUAGCUGAGUGCAUCUUUAAACUUACGGCUGGAAAUACUUAAGCUUAAAGACCUUUUUAACGGAGUAUUUCCUUAUUUGCGUGUAGUUAACUACGCUGUGUGUGAUUGUGUUUGUGUUUUUAUUUUGUAGACCCAUGAAAGGGCAUCAGAGUCUCGAAGAAGAAAGAAAUGUUCCUGCAUGUAAAUUACUGUGCCAUUUAAACAGCAAUCUUAAGAACUGUGCAGCCUUAUAAAACACUAGAUUCUAAAAACGGCAGUUUCUGCUCCUAAGGUUAUUUUGACUAUUUUUAGAUUUUUGUCUUCAAUCGGCCAUUUUCCAGUUGCCUCAAGCCUCUGUUUCAAAGCGAGGCUAAGUGCGAAGCCAUUGAUAUGAAAAUGAUUUUUUAUUCUCAUACAAAUAAACUUCAUUUUCACAAGAAACGUUUUGAACUUGGCCUCGUUUAGAAAGUGAGAGUUUUUGGAACUCGGAAAUGGCCAAUUGCGUUUUAACUGAAAGAGUCGAGAGAGUCGUGGUGCUCAUUAAAUUAGUCUUCGAGUGGCGAACUGGAACAGAAAAUGAUAAAUCCACUUCCCCAAAACAGAAGAAAACUCGGAAGCGUUCAAGAAUCGUGUGUCACCACUUCCGCAAAGCAGGCCUCCCAGGAUUACAGGGCUGGAAAGAAAAUCCUGUAGCAAAAAUUGGCGAGUAAGCAUUUCGCGAGUGGAAAUUUGAGAGAGAAGAUGAUCGUUGUUGAAGAAUCUUUACCAUUUUUUGGCUAAAAAACAAUGCAUACAUUGACUGAUUGUACGAGAGGAACGGGUGGCAUUUCAGCCACUGCUCAUUUGUGUUAUUUACAACAUUACAAUGUACAUUUUAGCCCGGCACCGUGAUUUACACUCGGUUCCACUAGGUGAGUAAUCCGGCUUUUUCAGCUUUAUCCUUCUAGACUGUCUAAGAAACCCCACAUUUUUGGGAUGGUUCUCGGCCUCGAAGACAACCUAUAGCCUGUGAAUUUACUGCUUUUGCUAGUAGAAAAAAUUUUACAAGCAAAGCUUUGCCAUUGAACUGAAAAUUAAGAUCGAGCCCCGUAGGAACGAUGUCGCAUUUUAGUGGAUUUCAAGUCAUUUUGUAAUUUUCUGUUCCACGAUCCUUUGUUUGACAGUAUCGAGUAGCGUAAACCGCUUAAUUAAAUGUUAAAUAAAUACUGCAGGUUGAACAGCAUACAUAGGUCUCUAUUUUCGGAAUUACUAAAAAAGCGUGCAACAAAGUAAUUCACAAAACCUGCUAUCUUUACACGUGGUUAAGGACUGGCGGGGUUAAAGCGACGUCACGUGGUUUCUCAGGGUCGCGGUCGCGUGAUCGCAGAAAAUUUAUAAUUUUUCAUCUUAAAGACGAUAAUGGCAAAUUAUGGGUGGAAAUGAUCAUUGUUACUUCUUUGGAUGCAGUGGCGACUGUAGAUGUG
This is a messenger RNA of Porites evermanni, 23536 nucleotides long. The record is from the annotation of a GenBank genome assembly. NCBI's taxonomy places the organism in Eukaryota, Metazoa, Cnidaria, Anthozoa, Scleractinia, Poritidae.